Messenger RNA from Mustela erminea (ermine), 3315 nucleotides. Its product is annotated as tripartite motif-containing protein 5-like. The coding region runs from base 2403 to 3293 and encodes 296 amino acids. The transcript is spliced from 7 exons. NCBI's taxonomy places the organism in Eukaryota, Metazoa, Chordata, Mammalia, Carnivora, Mustelidae. The record is from RefSeq and is a predicted model, not a curated record. Gene Ontology annotation, molecular function: zinc ion binding.
GACUCAAUCUCAGGACCCUGGGAUCAUGACCUGAGUCAAAGGCAGGUGCUUAAAUGACUGAGCCACCUAGGUGUCUCGAGAAUAACUGAAUUACAUGAUGUGACAGCAACUGUGUUCAUAGCAAGAAUGUAUGAUUAGCAUCAAGAUGUUCCAUUCAUUUAUAAAGAUUUUCAUAGUUACAUAUCUGCAUAUCUAUCAAUCCUUAUAUGCAAUAGCUUCUAUUAGAUUUGAGGCAACAAGCAACAGAAUAGAGAAAGUCCCUCCCUGACCUCAUGAAACUUACAGUUAGGGGUACAAUGUGAGGUAGGGAUGAUUACCACUGAUAAGAUCAGUAAUAACACUAGGUUUCCCAUGCACGUCUCUUUCUUGCCUUCCACUCAUGCAUUUUCAUUUCUAAUUGAAGAAUAGUGACUGAGUCCUCACCUCUAAGAGUAAUCCUAGUUUUGGCAAUGAUUUCCCAGAAAAAUUUUAACAGGGGAAGCCCUAGACAAAGCGCCUAUGGAGUGUCUGUGGGCCACAUCCCAGGCUACUGGAUCGGUUCUGCACUGAGAGCAGAAGAGAAGAGAACUAGCCUGGCUCUGCUCAGGGAUGAAAAAGGUACUUUGAGGAAGACAACAGAGGAAAGUCAAAGUUUUUUGAAGCUUACCAAUUUAAUGACUCAGUAUAAUAAUGUAGGAUUUCAGCAUGACUCUCCACAAAAAUUCCUAACACCCUGUCCUACUUGGGUUUGGAAGCCUUAAUGGGGUGAUGGUUACUCUGCUUUGCAGUUUAUUUGGUGUUUCCUAGUCUUAGAAGCUUUCCAAGUUGAAACUGAGGGAUCUACAGCAGACGAAAAAAACAACAACGAAUACGCUAACCUUGCUCCUUCUCCUCCUCCUCGGGCCAUUUCUGCCUCCCAGAAGCUGACCUCACCUGGGGGAUCAGCCAGAAGACCACAUAGGAAGAAUUUCCAUAAGGAACGUCUUGACAACUUUUAAUAAAAGGAGGGGCAUCUGGGUGGCUCAGCAGGUUGAACAUUCCACCCUUGAUUUUAGUUCAGGUCUUGAUCUCAGGGCUCAAGGACCACCACCACCAACAAAAUGAGGUGCAUGCUUGUUGUUAAUAAUACGAAGAGACCUCAGAAGUAGUAGCAUGAUAACAAGAUCCUAAUGAUGAAGUUCUAGAAUAUAGGUGAGGUCUGGAGCUGAUGACCAAGAGAGAAUUCCUGAGAUACCUUUGGUGCAAAAUGGUUUAUUAAAGCAUGGGGACAAGACCCGAGGGCAGAAAGAGCUCCUGCCCCAGGGUUAUAUACCAUGGAGUUGGGGGAAGGUAAGGGAAAGGGAGAUUUCAACAGAACUUUUGUAUUCUAAAGAGGACCUACAAGAUACUGGAUACCAAAGGCCUUGCCAUUGCCAAGGUCGUUUUGCCCUCCAGCAAGGUAUUAGUGGAUGGGAGAUUUCCUAGAGAAGGUCACAUAUGUCCCACCAGGAGUGGUGGUGGGGGAAGGUUGGAGGAUGUCAGCUUCUGCUUUGUCCUCAGCCAGCCUUCUGUUCCUCACCACUCCACAAUGAUUUUCCUGAUUACUUUUUAUUAUGCUAAGAUUAUAAAGAUUGUUAAAUAAUAGUAGAUGGCAUUGCCCAGCAAAUGACACUGCCUACAGUUUGAUCUUCCCAGCAUCUUUAGCAGAAGGGUUAUUUUGGCAGUACUGAAUCCAAAUCCUGAAGGUCAGCCUCACUGUGCUGCCAGUUUGGGAUGGUGCCUGACUGUCCCCUGGAGGAAAUUUUAGCGUCCCUUAGCCCUUCCCUCUCACAUGCCUAAUAGGAUUAAUUUACCUUAGGUGAAUAUAUAUGAGUAGAGAGCAUGUCCACAGGGUUGCCUUAGGGCAACCCUCAGCGUGGGUCCCUCCUUGUGGUAAAGGAGGAAUUUUAUUCCCCUCUACAGGAAAGCCCAUUUCUCGGAUAAAAAGUUAGGCGGAUUUGUGUGAAAUUAUAUUGUUCAAGUAAGCCUAGUGCUCCAAAGGACUGAUUACCUUGAAAAGACAGGAGAGCAUCCUCUAAGAGAGGAACAGACAAGGAGUUCCACCACUGGUUCAUCGGACUAGCCCUGGGCAGAGCGUCUUGUCACUUCCUGGAGUCCCAUGCGCAGGCCUCCCAUUGGUCUGUGGUGUCUCUCCUCCUCUCCUGCCAGUCCGGGAGAAUUUAAUUUUCAUUUUCACUUAGCACUUCAAGAGCUUGGUGGAGAUUGGCCCCUAGUUUGCUGAGAGAAUCCUGACCACACUGGCCUGCCUCCACGCUUUCCCCAAGGAGCCACGACUUCUCACCUGGUCCCUGAAGGUGUGUGGACUGGUUUGCUGAAGGCAGAGGCAUCUGUGAUCAAGAGGAACCACUGAGGUCAGGAGAGAUAGGAGCAAGGGAGCAGCUACUAUGGCUUCUAAACUCCUGACAGACAUAAAGGAGGAGGUGACCUGCCCCAUCUGCCUGGACCUCUUGAAGGAACCCCUGAGCCUGGGCUGUGGCCACAGCUUCUGCAAAGCCUGCAUUACUGCAGCAAACAAGGAGUCCAAGACAAGCCAGGAAGAGAAGAGCACCAGUUGCCCUGUGUGCCAAUUCCAUUACUGUGCUAAGGAGCUGCGCCCUAACUGGCAUGUGGCCAACAUAGUGGAGAGGUUCCGAGAGGUCAAGGUGAGCUCUGAGGAAGGGCAAAAGAGAAAUCUCUGUGAACGCCAUGAAGAGAAGCUCUUGCUCUUCUGUAAGAAGGAUGGGAAGGUCCUUUGCUGGGUUUGCGAGCGGUCUCAGGAGCACCGUGGUCACCAAACGGUCCCCAUGGAUGAAGCUGUCCAAGAGUACCAGGAGAAGCUCCAGACAGCUCUGCAGAAGGUGAGAAAGGAGCAGCAGGAAGCAGAGAUGUUGAAUGCCAACCUCAGAGAACAGAGAACCUCCUGGAAGAAUCAUAUGCAAAAUGAGAAAAAGUAUAUCCAUACAAAGUUUAAAAAACUGAAGACUAUGCUGGAGCGUGAGGAGAAGAAUAUAGUGCAGAUGCUGGACAACGAGGAGGAAACUAUUCUCAAUUCCUUUGUCUCAGUGGAGGAUGAGGUGGCCCAGCACAGCCAGAUAGUGAAAGACCUGAUUUCAGAACUAGAGCAUCGGCUUCAGGGGUCAACAGUAGGCAUGCUGCAGGAUGUGCAUUCCGUCAUGGAAAGGAGUAAGAACUUGUCUCUGAAGAAACAAAAAGCUUUUCUCAAGGAACAAAAGAAAGUGUCCGGAAUUCCUGAUCUGAAAGAGAUAAUGCAAAUGUUUAUAGAUUUAGUUUUGUGAACAAGAGCAAGAGAGAGAGAAC